Molecule: messenger RNA, 7567 nt
Organism: Manis pentadactyla (Chinese pangolin)
Lineage: Eukaryota; Metazoa; Chordata; Mammalia; Pholidota; Manidae
Product: serine/threonine-protein kinase TAO1-like
Exons: 24
Coding region: 1613-4135 (840 amino acids)
Biological process (GO): protein phosphorylation; execution phase of apoptosis
Molecular function (GO): ATP binding; protein kinase activity
Source: RefSeq, a predicted model, not a curated record
UGGGGCCCUAAGAAAGGGCCAAAAUACCUGCAAGGUGCAGUAGCAAAUGCUAACGUCUGCUCACCAGGCGCCACACGCGCUCUGAGUGCUGCCAUCUGUAAAUUCACCUGGUCCUCAAAGCAGUUCUAGGACUUAGGUACUCUUCUUACACCCAUUCACAGGCAACAAACGGAGGCAUGGAGAAGUUAGAUGACUUGCCUAAGACCAUACAGCUAGAACGUGCUACAGCGAGGAUCUAUCCACUUCGCAUUUUUCAAUUUUAUUCAGCAUAUCCUCUGACUUGGUGAUAAACCUUAGGGGAGAACUAAUACUCAUUUGACAUCUACUUGUAUCCCAGGUGAAGAAACUAAGGCAGAGAGAUGAAAUGACUUUACCAAUGUCACACUGGGAGUUCAUGAAGGCUAGAGGUCACAUCACUGUCCGCUUCCAAACUCUGUGCGCUUUCUACUACACCAUAUUAGCUCUAUCAACGUUCAGUGUAGAAACAGCGAAUGUGGAUUGAACAUCCUCAACGUGCCAGGCCCUGUGAAGGUUUCCGGGAUUCCACAGGUGGACAUGGAAACCACUUAACAUCUAUCAGGUGCAUGAGACUUCUAUCAAGCCAGCUGAGCGAGCUAUAAGAUCAUGGAAAGGUUAUCAAGAGAUGGUGCAAAAUGUGGAUUCAUUUGAAUUAUAUGGCAACAUCCACAGAGUGGAAUUGAAAGUCUUGCACUUGUGUUUUCAUGCACAGCAAUAAUUUGGUGCGUUAUGGCUCUAGUGCACUUGGAAGCAAGAAGAGUUCUCUCCUUUAUGAUACAGGCUUGAUGGAAACUCACCCCAUACUGGCUAAAUGAAGUCGUGCCUCAUACUUUUCAGACAACACAUUCCAUUUGAUUCAAUCCCUCAAGUGUUAUUGAGCUCUGUGAUAGAUGCUGGAAAUAUAAACAUAAAAAAAGACAUGAUUCCUGUCCUCAGAGCUCAAACUUUGAUAGCGGAGGGAGGCAAGUAAACAAAUUUAGAGUCCAGCACAGUAAGGGCAAAGGAAUGGCCUGAGAAAGAGGGGAAUUGUGCACAGAGGAGGGAAUGAUGGACUGUGCCGCAGGAGAAACUGGAAGGAGCAAUUACCUGGGAUGGAUUUCGAAAAAGGAAGUAGAACGAGUGGAUAUGGCGUGGCUGUUACUGCACUGCAGGGAGAGAGAGCAGCAGGCGAAGAUACAGACUCAGGAAGCCGCUGGGCGUUGCGCUGAUGAUAACUGGUUUACCAUGGCUGUGCGGUGAGACUUUCAUUUCCACCUGCCCCACCCCAGCGUCUGGGUUUCAUUUUGUUUGGAACUUGGGUGAGAAAGAGGAGUGCAAUUCAUCAGCCCCUUCAAACACCAAAACGCUUCAUCUGUGCAAGGAAUGAGCAUGAGAGUUCUUUGAAGUGGGAUGAUAUUCUUGUACCUAGAAGCUCUCCACCACAGCUAAAGCUGCAGCUGAAGUGAGUAGCGAAUACAGUAUGGACAAGGCAAUGGUUGAAUUUGCUAUGAUGGAUCGAGAACUAAACCAUUAUGUAAAAGCUGUUGAAUCUAUGAUAAGUCAUGGUUGGGAGAGCAGCAUAAAAUUAGAAUCAGCCAGCUGAUUGCCCAGCAGGAUGUCGUCAACUAUCCAAGCACAGAGCCUGAAGGACCCUGAGAUUGCAAAACUCUUCUCCAAAGAAGAUCCAGGGAAGCGCUUCACAGAUCUCAGAAAAGUUGGCCAGGGAGGCUAUGGAACAGUGUUCUUUGCACGAGAUGUGCACACCCAUGACGAGGUGGCUAUCAAGAGAAUACCUUUUACUGGAAAGAGGGCUAUGGAGAGUUGGCAGGGUAUUAUUAAGGAAGUCAGGUGCCUACGAACAUUAAAACAUCCCAACAUUGUAGAAUACAAAGGCUGCUAUUUACGUGAGCACAGAGCAUGGCUUGUAAUGGAAUAUUGUUCACAAUCUGUUUCAGAUUUGCUGGAAUUUCACAUAAUGCCAUUACAAGAAAUGGAAAUAGCAGCAAUUAUACACGGUGCUCUUCAGGGAUUAGCCUACUUACAUUCUCGUGCCAUGAUCCAUAGAGACAUCCAAGCAAGAAAUAUCCUUCUGACACCACGAGGCCAGGUGAAACUUGCUGACUUUGGAUUUGCUUCCAUGGCCUCUUCUUCCAAGACUUUUGUGGGAACACCGCAUUGGAUGGCCCCAGAAAUAAUUUUAGGCAGGAAUGAAGAACAAUAUGAUAGCAAAGUAGAUGUAUGGUCUCUGGGGAUAACAUGUAUUGAAAUAGCGGAAAGGGAGCCUCCUUUAUUUGCUAUGAAUGCAAGGUGUGCCUUAAAGCUCAUUACCAGAAAUAACCCCCCUACACUACAGUCUAAUGAAUGGUCCAGUUCUUUUCACAACUUUGUAGAGGCUUGCCUCCAGAAAAACCCUAAAGAUCGCCCUACAUCAAAGACACUUUUAAAGCACCCAUUUCUUCUUCGGGAGCGACCUACAACAGUGGUAACAGAUCUCCUUCAAAGGGCAAAGGAAGAAAAAAACGGAGUGCUGGACAAUCUGCGCAAUCGAAAGACGAAGAAGGUCCUUUCCCAGGAGGCACAUAAAGGGCCAGCAGUAGGAGCACAGGAAGAAAAGGACCAAGAUCACGGUGUUGGACAGGCAGGAGCAGUGCACAAUAUUGGAAGUCAUCAGUCUGUUCCCCGUAUGUGCAGCAGGACCAGGAGUCAAAGCGGUGGGGUUGACAUUCUUCAGGAUGCCUCGGGUAACAAGGAUGAGCUACCCGUGAUGGAGGGAAUCGAAACAAUUACGUCUAAUGAUUCUGCCAUCCGUUCAAGACCUGUUACAAGUGAAAUGCCAGAACAUGAGCAGGAAAGUCAGCUCAGAGAACAAAUGUCUGGCUGUAAGAGAAUGACACAGCAACAUCAGAAACAGCUCAUGAAUCUGGAAAAAAAGUUAAAGGCUGAGAUGGAUGAGCAUCGCCUCAGAUUAGAGAAAGACCUUGAAACUCAGCGUAACACCUUCGCUGUAAAAAUGAAGAAGCUUCUCAAGAAACACCAGGCGGCAGUGGAAAAAGAGGCUAAAGUGAUGUGCAACGAGGUGAAAAAAUUUCAGCAGCGUAUCCAGGCUGAGCAGAAGAAAGAACUGGAUAGCCUUUUGAAGACCCAGAAGAGAGAAUACAAACUUCGAAAGGAACAGCUUAAGGAGGAGCUGAAUGAAAACAAGAGCACCCCAAGAAAAGAAAGAGAGGAAUGGCUUUCAAAGCAGAAAGAGAACAUACAGCAUUUCCAAGAAGAGGAAAAGACCAAUCUUCUUCAGCAUCAGAGACGGUACCUAGACCUGCAAUGCCGUCUCUUCGAAAGAAAGCUGUUACUUGGGUGCCACAACUUGGAGCAGGACCUUGUCAGGGAGGAAUUAAAUAAAAGAAAGGCUCAAAAGGACUUAGAGCAUGCAAUGCUUCUGCAACAGCAUGAAUCCACGCAAGAACUGGAGUUCCGCCACCUCAACACAGUGCAGAAGAUGCGCUGUGAGUUGAUGAGUCUGCAGCAUCAAACCGAGCUCACUGACCAGCUGGGGCGUAAUAAACGGAGAGAGCGAGAACUAAGGCAGAAGCAUGUCAUGCAGGUUCGACAGCAGCCGAAGAGUCUGAAGCCGCAUUUGGAUGAAGCACAGGAGGCAGAGUGCCAGGCUUUGAAAACGCAGCUGCAGCAGGAACUGGAGCUGUUGACUGAACUUCAGAGCAAGAUCAAAAUGCAGGCUGAGGCACAAGACGCUCAGGAGCUUCGGGAGCUUGAACAGAGGGUCUCCCUCCGCAAGGCACUCUUAAAACAACAGAUUGAAGAAGAGAAACUGACAUCACAGAAUGAGUGCACUGAAAGGAUACGAAGCCUGCUGGAGCGUCGAGCAAAAGAGAUGAAAGCUGUCGACUUUGAAAGCGAGGGACUAGGUUUUAGAAACAUCCAUUCUAACCUUGCCCCUGAAGCAUUCAGCCACAGCUCCCCCAGAGCUCCUCACAGGGGGCAUCCCAUAGGUGGCCUACCACAAGCCUGGGGCCAUCCAGUGCAAGGUGGGUCCCCGGCCAUGCAGGUCACCCUUCUGAGCCAAUGCAUGGGGUACCCCGAGGUAGCACUAUGGGAGUUCGCAAUAGCCUUCGGGUUCUGAGGCGGACAGCUGCCGGAGGAUGUACGGAACACGGCAUGAACAGAAGCACCAGUGUCACUUGACAAAUAUCCAAUGGGUCACACAUGUCUCACACGUAACUUAAAAUUGAGAAUGGCGAGGAGGAGCCAAGAUGGUGCCGUGAGUAGGACAGCGGAAAUUUCCUCCCAAAAACAUAUAUAUUUUUGAAAAUACAACCAUUCCUAAAACAGAGACCAGAAGAUACAGUACAACAGCCAGGCUACAUCUACAUCUGCGAGAACCCAGUGCCUCGCGAAGGGGGUAAGAUACAAGCCGUGGCCCGGCAGGACCCGAGUGCCCCCCACCCCAGCUCCUGGCAGGAGGAGGAGAGUCAGAGCGGGGAGGGAGAGGGAGCCCAGGACUGCUAAAUACCCAGCCCUAGCCAUCCGCACCAGAGCACGGACCCACAGUGCGUGGUGUGCUGGAUACUAGGGAAACUGAACAGUAAAACCUGCGAGCGGGUCCCCACAGCCAGCGCACCUGGAACAAAAGAAAAGCAAGUGCUUUUUGAAGGUCUUAAAGGGACAGGGGCCUCACAGCUGGAUGGAGGCGUCCCAGCACACUCAGCCGAGCAGCUGGGAAUCCCGGGGAAGUCCAGGCGCCCCGACGCCCUGGACGACAACGCAGCUCGGAGGCCCCUCACAGUGAUAAACAGCCUCCCACCCAUUUCCCCUCUGGUGCGGCCCCACCAGCGCAGAGCAGCAGCCUAAAAGUGGCCACGCCCACAACAACCAUGCGGAGCUUACUCCACAGUAGCGGGGCAAGAAUCAGAGACCCGUCUGCACACAGCUGCCCAGUAAAAGCCGCUGGGGGUCACCGUUCUCCCAGGAAAGGAAGGCCAGGAGCAAGUGGAAAGGGACUUUGAUCUCCCAGCUGACACACAUGCCAACUGCCUACGACUACCUCUAUCACCAUGAAAAGGCAGAAGAAUUUGAUACAGACCAGACUAACCCAGACAUCCUCCCCCGAGAGGGAAUCUGAGGAGAUAGAUUUAACCAAUCUUCCUGAAAAAGAAUUCAAAAUAAAGGUCAUAACCAUGCUGAUGGACUUGCAGAGAAAUAUGCAAGAGCUAAGGAGGGAGAAUACAGAAAUAAAAGAAUCUCUGGAAGGACUUAAAAGCUGAAUGGAUGAGAUGCAAGAGGCCAUUAAUGGAAUAGAAAUCAAUGAACAGGAAUGCAGAGAAGCUAGGAUCUCCAGGAAUGAAACAAUAUUGAGAGAACUGUGUGACCAAUCAAAACAGAACAAUAUACACAUUAUAGGGGUACCAGAAGAAGAGAGUAAAAAAAGGGAUAGAAAGUGACUUUGAGGAAAUAAUUGCUGAAAACUUCCCCAAACUGGGGGAGGAAAUAGCCUCUCAGACCACUGAAGCACACAGAAUUCGCAACACAAGGGACCCAAGGAGGACAACACCAAGACACAUAAUAAUUAAAAUGGCAAAGAUCAAAGACAAGGACAGAAUAUUAAAGGCAGCCAGAGAGAGAAAAAAGGUCAUCUACAAAGGAAAACCCAUCAGGUUAUCAUCAGACUUCUCAACAGAAACCUUACAGGCCAGAAGAGAAUGGCAUGAUAUAUUUAAUGCAAUGAAACAGAAGGGCCUUGAACCAAGGAUACUGUAUCCAACACGAUUAUCAUUUAAAUUUGAAGGAGGGAUUAAACAAUUCCCAGACAAGCAAAAGUUGAGGGAAUUUGCCUCCCACAAACCACCUCUACAGGGUAUUUUAGAGGGACUGUGCUAGAUGGAAGGACUCCUAACACUAAACAGAUGUCACCAGAGAAAAUAAAAUCACAGCAAAGAAAGCGGACCAAAUACUAACUAAAGGCAAAAAAUUAAAUCAACUACCCAAAAAAGCAGUCAAAGGAAACACAAAAGAGCACACACACACACACACACACACACACACACACACACACACACACGAAAAAAAACACCUAACAUUCAAAGAAUGGAGGAGGAGGAAUAAGAAAAGAAGGGAGAGAAAUAAAGAAUCAUCAGACUGUGUUUAUAAUAGCUUAUAAGUGAGUGAAGUUAGACAGUAAUGUAGUAAAGAAGCUAACCUUGAACCUUUGGUAACCAAAACCUAAAGCCUGCAAUCUCAAUAAGUGCAUAUCUUUCAAUAAUCACCCUAAAUGUAAAUGGACUGAAUGCACCAAUCAAAAGACACAGAGUAAUAGAAUGGAUAAAAAAGCAAGACCCAUCUAUAUGCUGCUUACAAGAGACUCACCUCAAACCCAAAGACAUGCACAGACUAAAAGUCAAGGGAUGGAGAAAGAUAUUUCAUGCAAACAAGGAGCAAAAAGCAGGUGUUGCAGUACUAGUGUCAGACUAAAUAGACUUCAAAACAAAGAAAGUCACAAGGACAUUACAUAAUGAUAAAGGUGUCAAUCCAACCAGAGGAUAUAACCAUUAUAAAUAUAUACACACCCAAUACAGGAGCACCAACAUAUGUGAAACAAAUACUAACAAUUAAAGGAGGAAAUAGAAUGCAAUGCAUUCAUUUUAGGAGACUUCAACACACCACUCACUCCAAAGGACAGAUCCACCAGACAGAAAACAAGUAAGGACACAGAGGCACUGAACAACACACUGGAACAGAUGGACCUAAUAGACAUCUAUAGAACUCUACACCCAAAAGCAACAGGAUACACAUUCUUCUCAAGUGCACAUGGAACAUUCUCCAAAAUAGACCACAUACUAGGCCACAAAAAGAGCCUCAGUAAAUUCAAAAAGACUGAAAUUCUACCAACCAACUUCUCAGACCACAAAGGCAUAAAACUAGAAAUUGCACAUAGAAAGCAAAAGGGCUCACAAGCACAUGGAGGCUUAACAACAUGCUCCUAAAUAAUCAAUGGAUCAACAAGCAAAUCAAAAUAAUUGAGAAUGGCCAUUCCACUGGGACAGUCCACCAAAGGAAACUCCCCAUAGACGUCAUCACAAGCGGCCUCCUCGCUUGCGUGCUACCGUGUGGAAGCUGAGUGCAUGUGGUAUAUUUUAUUCAUUUUUGUCAAGCGUUCUGUUUUGUGUUUACUAAUUGGGAUGUCAUAGUAUUUAGCUGUCAGGUUUUGUGUUUUGUUUUGUUUUUAACUUCUGGGUAAAUUUUAUGUAAAGGGGAAUUGGUGUGUAUGUGUGUUUAUCAAAUACGCACACAUACAGUGCACAUGGUAAAAAGAAACUGGUUAGGUGGGGGUAUUUUCUGAAAACUGCAAAAACAAUUCAGCAACGUGGCUUGAGUCGUCACUUUUGGACAAUUCUAUCCUAAGAAAUUUGUGAAAAGAUCUAAAGCCUUUCUCUGUAUACCCCAGGUUCUUAUGAGCCGCUCACAGCAGGCAGCAUAUGCUAAAACAAGUUAUUAUGGAAACACACCUGUAUCCCCUCACCUAUGUAUUUUGUUUAUUAAAUAAAUGUAUUCUGUCUGA